AUGCCGAUUAUAAGGUUACAUGAAGGAGAUACUGGAAUGAUUCAUAAUCUAGAAGUUUCCGAAGAGGAUGCUAUUAUCUUCAUCAUAAAUAUAACAGCAGAAGUUACAACUAUAAAAGCAACAGCAAGAACGGCAACAAAAAUUGCAUUUACAACAGCAACGAAAACUACAACUAUGAAGCAGCAAUUACUGAGAAUAUGGUCGGUACAAUCACUAAACCAAUGGAUGAAUCGGAUUGUACAACAAGUAAAUCAACUGCUGAGUCGAUCAAAUUUACCUUCAUUGUUGCAACAACUGGAGCCAAGUACAGCAACUGUUCCACGCUCAGCUAGUAAUGAUUCUGAUACGGAUGACAAUUCUGAUAAUGAAUGUUUUGAAAUCGUAUCAGAUGCCGAACUUGUGUUGCUAGAUAUCCAACCAUCGAAAGAACAAAUAAACGUACAGAUCGUAGGAGAGACUAUACGAUACAGUAAACAACCAAUAAACCGACAGAUUAUACAAGCACAGCAGCAACAAGCGUCAAAUUCACCUCCAUUGCCACAACAAUUAAAGCCGAUUUUAAAGCAAAGUACGGAUGACAGUUCCGAUACAGAUGACAAUUCUAAUAUGGAUGACAGUUCUGAUACAGAUGACAAUUCUGAUACAGAUAACAAUUCUGAUAAUGAAAGUAUUGAAAUUAUAUCAGAUACCGAACUUAUUAUACAAGCACAGCAGCAACAAGCGUCAAAUUCACCUCCAUUGCCACAACAAUUAAAGCCGAUUUUAAAGCAAAGUACGGAUGACAGUUCUGAUACAGAUGACAAUUCUAAUAUGGAUGACAGUUCUGAUACAGAUGACAAUUCUGAUACGAAUGAUAUGUAUGGUGGAGACGUAAAUCUUGAAAACAUAGAUGUUAAUUUGCCAGCUGUUGUUGAAACUACGCCGAUAACUUCUUACCCUUGUGUGGCUCCUACAGUACCUGCUCUAACCUUAACUAAUCAUAAUUUUGAUACGGAUAGCUAUUCUGAUACAGAUAGCUGUUCUGAUACGUAUAGCAAUUCUGAUACGGAUGAUAAUUAUGGUGGAAAUGUAGAUCUUGAGAACAUGAAUGUUAAUUCACAAGAUGCACAACAAUCAUUGCCACAAUCGAAGUUAUUCUUAAAGCAAUUGGAUUCGACUUUGAAGCAGUUGAAUCCAAUCUUAAAUCCAAGUACAGCAAGUACGCAACCAACUGUUGAACAAACUACACCGAUAAGUUCUCAGGCUUGUAUGCCACAACAAUUGAAGCCGAUUUUAAAGCAAAGUACGGAUGACAGUUCUGAUACAGAUGUCAAUUCUGAUACGGAUGACAGUUCUGAUACAGGUGGCAAUUCUGAUAAUGACCGUUUUGAAAUCAUAUCAGAUACCGAAUUUGUUGAGUCUAGUGGUAAACAUUACCAUGGAAAAGGAUUAUCUAAAUCACUCGUCAAGAUGCAGCUGAAAAAGUAUUAA
Messenger RNA from Trachymyrmex cornetzi, 1470 nucleotides. RefSeq names its product dentin sialophosphoprotein-like. Lineage: Eukaryota; Metazoa; Arthropoda; Insecta; Hymenoptera; Formicidae. The transcript is spliced from 4 exons. Bases 1 to 1470 code for a protein of 489 amino acids. The record is from RefSeq and is a predicted model, not a curated record.